Molecule: messenger RNA, 1128 nt
Organism: Capsella rubella
Lineage: Eukaryota; Viridiplantae; Streptophyta; Magnoliopsida; Brassicales; Brassicaceae
Product: probable E3 ubiquitin-protein ligase RHY1A
Exons: 3
Coding region: 142-888 (248 amino acids)
Source: RefSeq, a predicted model, not a curated record
UUCACUGCAGUUUCUUUUACAUUUCCUCUCUCUCUCUCUCGCUCUCUCUCUCUCUCUCUCUCUCUCUCUCUCUCCUCCUUAUCUCAUCGCCUCUGCACUAGUUUCAGAGAUCAUAUAACGAAUUCGGUGAUUGAUCGGUGCAUGACGAGCGCAUCCGAGCUCUUCUCUACACGAAGAUCGCGUCCAGGUCGAUCCGACCCGGAUUUAGAAUCCGACACUUCUUCUUAUCGACACCACUCGCACCAUCAUCAUCGUCGUCACGGUACCCAUCACCAUAACCAACGUCAUGAUUCCGACGGCUGUGAUCUUCUACGGCGACCCACUCCGCGUCUCCGACGCUUCUGUCACCUUCCGGAACGUAGACCUAUUCGUGAUGUUCAAGGCACUGCUCAGUAUUUGAAUACGGACAGUACUGAUACUGAAACUCAGAGUAGCAGCUUUGUAAACCUAAGUGGAUCAGAGAGGCUCCCUGGAGCUGUUCUGCUCGCAAGGGCAAGACUUUUCGAAAGACUGAGAGGUGUUUCUUUGUCUAGCAACAGUCGAAACAACAGAGUUUCAUUGGGAGAUGAACAAAGGGAGUCCUCAUUUCAUUCCGCAGACGGAGAUCCAAUUUUCCAAAUAGAAGAGCAUCAGGUGACCUAUGAAAGUAACAAGAAACCCCAAGGACUUACUCAAGAUGCUAUUAACUGUUUACACCAGCAAACUUUUAGCUCAGCUGAGGUUAAAACCGAGAUGAGAGAUUGUAGCAUAUGUUUAGAGAGUUUCACUAAAGACGACAAGCUUAUAUCCUUGCCCUGUACCCAUAGUUUCCACUCAUCUUGCUUAAACCCUUGGCUAAGAGCUUGUGGAGAUUGUCCUUACUGCCGUAGAGCCAUAGCUAAGGAAUAACAAGACUUUGUAAAUAGACUCUUUACCCAACUUAUAGCCACGUCUUCGAGUUUCGUUCUCCCAUUUGAGUGUUUUUGUUGUUGUUCUGUCACGUGUUUUUGUGUGUUAACGGUUUUUGUGUGCCAUUGGGGUAGCUCAAGCGUUGAUAGUGUUGUUGGUGUGAAUCUUUUUAGAUACCUUCACUGAGAUCUCUCUCUUAAUGUCUGUCUUGUUGGUUUACAAAGCAACCUCUUUUUUCAA